AUGUUUGAUCAAACAACAUCUUCUAUGUAUCUAUCUUCAAAUGAAAAAAAUAUUCAAUCACAACAACAAAAAAGAUUUCAUUCUAAUAAUAAACGAUCAAUAAAAAAAUGUGCAUUUGAUAUUGAUUCACUUUUAAAACCAACAACAACUAUGAAUUCAAGUUAUAUUGAUGAUACUGAAGAUGGUUCAAGUGAUGAUGGUCAUAUAAAUUUAGAAUCUUCAUCUUCAUUUUGUAAUUCACCUAUAUCAUCAUAUGGACUUAUUAAUCAACUUAAAACAAAAGAAAAUUUAUCAUUAUUAUCAUCAUCAUUUGAAUCUGAACAUUCAAUAAUUGAAAAUUUAAAUUCGAAAAUCAAAUCAAAACGUAUUCGAACAAUAUUUACAACAGAACAACUCGAACGACUUGAAAUAGAAUUUCAAAAACAACAAUAUAUGGUUGGUCAUGAACGUUUAUAUUUAGCAAAAAUACUUAAUUUAAGUGAAGCACAAGUUAAAAUUUGGUUUCAAAAUCGUCGUAUUAAAUGGCGUCGUCAAGUACUUGAUAAUCAACAACAAUGA
Molecule: messenger RNA, 558 nt
Organism: Rotaria sordida
Lineage: Eukaryota; Metazoa; Rotifera; Eurotatoria; Philodinida; Philodinidae
Source: the annotation of a GenBank genome assembly